AUGGCACCCAUACCCGGUAUCCUGUAUGUUACAAUGCAGCCUCAAGAAUCUCUUCCAGAUUCUCAAUGGCACGACUGGUACAAUAAUGAACAUGGACCUCUCCGAUUACGUCUUCCCUUCAUCACAAACGGUUUCCGCUACCGCGCAAGCGACUUGUCUGCUGCGAAGCCAGCCUCUACAUCUCAUCCAGAAUGGAUGGCCAUUUACGAUGUCACAGAUAUGGCAGCCAUGAACACCGAUACCUAUCUUCGACUCCGCGGACCCGAAGUAAAGACUGAUAGGGAAAAGGAAACAAUGGCACAGAUUAAGAUAGACAGGAAAUUGUAUGAUUACAUUAGUGGCAAGGAAAUUGACGGAUAUAAGAAAGUGGAGGAAGUGGGGUAUGAUGAGGGGAAUUACGUGGUGACUUCUACAGCAGAAGUCAAGGAGGAAUUUGAUGAAGAAUUCAACAAGUGGAUGGAAGAAGAGCAUUUAUCAAUGAUUGCGAAAAUUCCAGGCUGGAGACGUACAAGACGCUUUGUUACAAGCAGUAUCUUGGGAGGCAAAGAAGGAAAGGAGUAUUUGAAUGUCACUGAAUUCGCUCCUCAAAACGAUGCAUUUGGGGAAGCAUUCAAAGCUGUUGGUUCGACAGAAUGGGCCAAGAAGCUCACAUCGACGGCUUUGAAUUCCUUUAAUUCUAGGCAAUACAAUUUAUACUAUACGUUCGGCGCCGCACCCCGAGAUAUCUCUAACUUUUCAAAAUCCUAUUCGACGAAUUGGACAUCGAUUGACGGGAAAACAAGCACUGGACCAAAUACCAUUGCUGAAGGGGGAGCCAUCGAGUCCUACAUAACAACAAAAGAUGGAGUUGAUCUUGCAUACCGACUUGAAGGAUCUUCUGACCCAGCUGCUCCCCUUAUCAUCCUCAGCAAUUCCAUCCUCGUAAACUAUUCUAUCUGGACACCGUUCAUCCAAGCAUUCCUUGCGUCACCCACUGGCAAAGGUUACCGCAUUCUCCGCUACAACUCCCGUGGACGCACAUCAAACACCGGCUCUUUACCCGUCACCGUUGAUCUUCUCGCUUCCGACAUCAUCCAUAUCUUAGAUACCCUGCGUGUUCCCAAAGCAGCUUGUCUAAUCGGUGUCUCCCUCGGUGGUGUCACCGUUCUCAAUACUGCACUCAAAUACCCCCACCGUGUUAAUGCUUUUAUAUCCUGCGAUACAAAUGCCUAUGCUCCUCCUUCCAACCCCAAAGCCUGGGAUGAGCGCAUCGCCAUGUCUGCCGCCGAAUCUGCCAAAUCGUCCAACGAUGAACAGAUCGUAGGCUCAGAAUUGGCGGAGGUUACAACUCGCAGAUGGUUCGUAGCAGAAAAUUACGAGAAUGAAAUAUUGAAGAAAAGAUUCGAGGAUGUGAAGAAACAGGUUGAGGAAAAUAGUUUUGAGGGAUUCCAGAAAGGUGUAAAGGCUCUCUAUCAGUAUGAUAUCAGAGAAGAGAUGAAGAAUCCAGGGGUUGAGAAGGCGUUAUUUGUGGUUGGUGGUAGUGAUGGUGUUUUACCAAAGACAAUGAAAGAGAUGGCGGGCAAUUAUGGAAAGGGCGUUGAGUGUAAGGUUAUUGAGGGAGCGGGACAUUUACCGAUGGUCGAGAAGCCAGAGGAGUUUGCUAAUGUUCUAUCUACAUUUUUGGGUUAG
Messenger RNA from Botrytis byssoidea, 1668 nucleotides. RefSeq lists its product as uncharacterized. The transcript has a single exon. NCBI's taxonomy places the organism in Eukaryota, Fungi, Ascomycota, Leotiomycetes, Helotiales, Sclerotiniaceae. The record is from RefSeq and is a predicted model, not a curated record. Bases 1 to 1668 code for a protein of 555 amino acids.